Molecule: messenger RNA, 1928 nt
Organism: Cannabis sativa
Lineage: Eukaryota; Viridiplantae; Streptophyta; Magnoliopsida; Rosales; Cannabaceae
Product: protein IQ-DOMAIN 19
Exons: 3
Coding region: 455-1600 (381 amino acids)
Molecular function (GO): protein binding
Source: RefSeq, a predicted model, not a curated record
CUUUCUCCCAGUGACAAUUUGCGAAUGACCAAUAUCUCAUCAAUUCGGUAAAUCGAAGUUAAUUUUCUUCCACUAAGUUGAAAUUUUGAUAUCAAGACAAGGCAUUUUCAACAGAAACCUGCCACUUGACGCCACCUAAAGAAAACGAACGUUUCAAUCAAAAGUAUUGUCUCUACGAGAGUGGCAAAUGGGUCGAGUGUUUUUUUUUUUAAUUUUUGCAGGCCACUGCUAUAUAAUAAUAGCAGAAGACCACAACCUAAUGAGAAAGAAAGUUAUCGUUGACUACAUUUGUACUCUUGUCGGUAUUGAAACAAGUCAACAAAGAUCAUAAUCAUUUAAGAUUAUCAUUGUCCUAUUAAUAAAUGAUGUGAUGUGUAUUGAGCAUGGUACCUUCUUUCUCCCCUAUUUUUGUUGAUAGCAACCUCAAAGUGGGACUCUGAAGUUUGAAGCAAAUAUGGGAAAGGCAAGCAAGUGGAUCAGAAACUUUUUGAUAGGAAAAAAAGAUGAGAAAAAAAAGAAUGAUUAUUCAUCUCAUUCUACAGAGUAUCAAUUAGCCAAUAUUGGGAGCAAACCAGGAACUCCAAAGGUUAAACGGAGGUGGAGCUUCGGGAAGUCAGCAGGCAAAGGAGUAAGUCACAAGUUUUCGAGGUCAUUGGACUCAAUUGAAGCUAUUAAACUCCCAGUUCAUGUUCCUGCAGAAGAAUCUGGGGCUCAGCAGAAUCAUGCUAAGGCUUUGGUGGUGAUUCAAGAACAUAUUGAAAAUGAUUCCGCCACUAAGAUUCAGGCUGCUUUUCGCUCUUAUCUGGCAAAGAAAGCCUUACAUGCGUUGAGGGGUCUAGUGAAGUUACAAGCACUUGUAAGGGGUCACAUUGUAAGAAAAAGAACAGCUUCUACUUUGAUGCGCAUGCAUGCUUUGAUGUCAAUCCAAGUGAGAGCUCGAGUUCAGAGAGUUCAAAUGGCAGAGGAAGCAGAGCUUGUUGUUAGAAGUAAAUUACACAAUGAUAUUUCUGAGGACUACAGAGUACGUCAAACUAGACUCGUUUCAAAAAGCUCAAGUGAUUAUCUGAACCAUGCACAAAUUGAGGCCCUUAAUUCUGGACGACUUUCAAUUUCGAAACGACAUCAGUAUGAGGAAUGUAGCUUCAGCACAGCAGAGAAUAGCCCUCGAAAUUACUCGGCAAUGUCCCAAAGAAGUCCGGUGAUAGCCUCUUCUCCCCGUCAACUGCCUAAUUUUUCAGAACUCAUGUCUUAUGGCUAUCCAAACUACAUGACCAACACGAAAUCUUCAAGGGCUAAAGUCAGAUCUCAGAGUGAACCAAGGCAAAGGCCAAAGUUUAGUACGAAGCAAAAGAACAAGCAGACAGAAACAGAAAUGGCUGAUGGAAUGUAUGACCGUGAAGAUUAUCAACUAAUGAAACGCUCAUCUUCACAGUGUAAAUUCGAUAGCGAAGAAAACAACCCUGAUUCCUGGUUUAUUAAACUCUACCGCACAAAAAAAUCAUCUAAAAGCAAAUUUGAUUCUAUUAACACAAAAAAGAGUCACUCCAACAACUAUUACGAUCGUUUUGCCGAAUAUGAGCCCAAUUAUAAUUUGUUCUAAUUUAAGAAUUCAAGUUGCUAGAGCUCGAUUAAAACUCAGCAAGGAAUAAUUGCAGGAGACUUCUGGUGAAGAUAACUGAUCAUUAAUUGCAUUUAAUCAAGAUGAAUGGGUUUAAUAUCAGUGCUGUAUAUUCAUUUGGAAAUUUAGAACUGUUUCCUUUCAAUAAUAGUGUUUCUGUGUAUGAAAUUUCCCCUAGUUGAAAACAAUCAAUACCGUAUAGUUAUGAGCUCAAGUCUGAUUUCUGAAAGAAUGUAAUUCCCGAAACUGAAAACUCAAUAGAAAAGAAAGGAAGGAGAGCAAUACUACAUGAUUACAUCUCCACUGAAUA